Gastrolobium bilobum is the source of this 1808-nucleotide messenger RNA. Its product is annotated as protein ZINC INDUCED FACILITATOR-LIKE 1-like. The coding region runs from base 14 to 1474 and encodes 486 amino acids. NCBI's taxonomy places the organism in Eukaryota, Viridiplantae, Streptophyta, Magnoliopsida, Fabales, Fabaceae. Gene Ontology annotation, molecular function: solute:potassium antiporter activity. Gene Ontology annotation, cellular component: plasma membrane; plant-type vacuole membrane. The record is from RefSeq and is a predicted model, not a curated record. Gene Ontology annotation, biological process: regulation of stomatal closure; transmembrane transport. The transcript is spliced from 17 exons.
UUCUCUUGCAAACAUGGGAGAAGAGAAAAUCAGACAGCCAUUGUUGGAGAAGCAGUACUAUAAGGACUGCCCUGGUUGUAAGGUGGAACAAGCCAAAGAACUGAACCAGAGUGUAUCCAUUCGAAAUCUUUUGAUUAUUUGGAUGGUGGUGUUAUGUGCAACGCUGCCUAUAUCAUCUCUCUUUCCAUUUCUUUAUUUCAUGGUAAGGGAUUUUAAUAUUGCAAAGACAGAAGCUGAUAUUGGUUCUUACGCUGGUUAUGUGGGAUCUGCAUUCAUGCUCGGCAGAUCUUUGACAUCUAUAUUUUGGGGAAUUGUAGCUGAUCGCUAUGGCCGAAAACCUGUUAUAAUUAUAGGGGUUAUCUCAGUUGUCAUUUUCAACACACUAUUUGGCCUUAGCACAAGUUUUUGGAUGGCUGUUAUCACGAGAUUUUUUCUCGGAUGUUUGAAUGGUGUGCUUGGACCAGUAAAGGCCUAUGCUACUGAACUUUUUCGAGAAGAACACCAAGCUCUAGGACUCUCAACUGUCAGUGCAGCUUGGGGCAUAGGUUUAAUCAUUGGUCCAGCAUUGGGAGGCUAUUUGGCUCAGCCAGUAGAGAAAUAUCCGCGUAUAUUUCCAAAUGAUUCUUUUUGGGAUAAGUUUCCAUACUUCUUGCCGUGCUUUAUAAUAUCAGGAAUUGCAUUAUCAGUAGCUAUUGCAUGUAUCUGGAUUCCGGAAACACUUCACAACCACAAUGAUAGCAAUGAGUCCACAGAUGACACCGAAGCUUUAGAGAAUGGAAGCUGCGAGGCUGGCGAAGGCAAGAUAAUCCAAAAGAAUGAAAACCUCCUCCUAAAUUGGCCCUUAAUGUCAGCUAUCCUUGUUUAUUCUGUUUUUGCACUUCAUGAUGUCGCUUAUCAAGAGGUUUUCUCGUUAUGGGCUGUCAGUCCUAUGAGGCUGGGGGGUUUGAAAUUUACAACUGAUGAUGUUGGUAAUGUUCUUGCAGUAUCAGGUUUUGCACUUAUGAUCUACCAACUUACCAUAUACCCAUAUGUGGAAAAAGCUUGUGGACCUAUUACCAUUGCCCGCAUCUCUGGGGUGUUUUCCGUACCACUUUUACAAAGUUACCCCUUCAUAGCAAUGUUGUCAGGCUUAACACUAUACAUAGUGAUAAGUAUUGCUUCUAUUCUGAAGAAUAUUCUGUCAUUGACAAUUACAACUGGUUUAUUCCUUAUGCAAAACAGAGCAGUGGAGCAACACCAAAGGGGGGCAGCUAAUGGCAUUGCUAUGACAGCUAUGUCUCUAUUCAAAGCUAUUGGCCCUGCUGCAGGUGGUGCAGUAUUAACUUGGUCACAAAAGCGGAUGGAUGCUUCUUUCCUCCCAGGCACCCAUACGGUCUUCCUAGUCCUGAAUGUAGUUGAAAUACUGGGAAUACUAAUGAUGUUCAAACCAUUCCUUAGUGAAAAGAAGAAAACACACACAGAUCAGUUACAUUGAUAGCAAUUAAUCUUGCUUAAGACAUGCAUCAUUUCCGGGCUGUUGUCUAUUAUUGGGGACAGUGAUUAUAGCUAGGUGCAUUGUUAGCUUUGUCAUCAUGGCAACCAGUGAUGCGUGUUGUUAAAUUUAUAGCAGCAAUUGCUAACUCAGCACUCACCCCAACAACCAAAAAAUUUAAAAUAACAUGAGAAAGCAACACCAAAAAAAUUAAAAAUAAACAAGACAGAAAAAAGGAAAGCAAUGAAAGGAAAGUGGAAAGAAAAAAAUACCGGAUGUUAAUUGUACUUCUCUUAGUGGAUUCAUGAUUCUAUUUCAUGGCCUUUUAUAAAUUUCU